UCAUACACUAAUCGGGCAGAAGCAACAAUUCAUUGUUGAUUGUCAAUUUGCGUGCAAUUUUUUAUUGUUAUUAGUGUUUAUAUAUUUAUUUUUAAACAAAAUAUCUGCGAUAUUGUUGUGUAAUAUUGAAAAAAAUUCGUGUUUAAGUGCUACAUAUAUACAAGUGUAAAUAAAUGUACUAAAACAUAAAAUUAAUUUGCUUGAAAUACCAAUACGCAGAAUCAACAGGUCUGCAUAGCACAAUGACUACAACGUAGGCAAACUUGCGCAUCCAUACCAACAGUAGGGCAAUAAAAGGCAUGCAGUUAACAGCAGCACAACAACAACGACGCAAACAACAUUAACUACUUACUCAAUAACAAUAGCAACAUAUAUCAAGUAAUAUUAUUUCAACGCAUAAAUUAGCCAAAUUCUUCGGGAAUCUAGCUGUGACUGUGGUAACGACGGCAACGCUAACCGCGAGAUAGCAGCCGCAUAUAGAAAUAUACUUGUAGUGCCGUUUGUUGGCGAUAAGUUUGGAAUAACAUUAGCACAUGUAUGCUUAAAACGAGACCUGGAGUUGUGGUUUGUUAAAUUCCCGUUGUGCAUAAAUUCAUUUGGAAAUUGCAUGUGCAAAAAGUGUAGUAGUGCAUUAAAUCGUCUAACGAUAAAUGAUGUGAGCGUAUUGUAAGAAUAGAAUAUUAUAGAAAUAUAAACAUUUAUAUAAUAUAAACAAAAGUUAUUGAGAGCCAACUGCUUGACGUUUGCAACCACAAGCACCUGCAAUGCUAACGCUCCUCGGUGAAUGUCAUCUAUGGAGUGUACGCGAUGAGUUGCGCAUUAAAUCAACCGACCUGGGUGCCUUCCGUUACACACGCAAUCGAGAGGCACAACAACAGAACGCUGAACUGACAGCGAUCGCCAAGCGUGAUUACACUGAACGGCGUAAUGGUGUGACCGUGCUCAAGAAUAGCCGCAAGGCACCUGGGCGUUUAAAGGAUAACAUUAAACGAUUGGAGGAAUUGCUGCGGAAUUAUAAAAUUGUGCAUUCUGAAUGGCGUGAUGCAGCGCAAGUGCUGCUGCUAUUCGCCAAUGGUAUUAUCGCACAUAUAUCUGUGGAUCCGGCGACAGGUGACAUCUUGCGUAUGGUCUACGAGAAGUACCUUGUUGGCAAGCUGGCGUCGGAAGUUAUCACCGACGCGUUUUUCACACGUUCCCACAUCGUCUUAGCCUAUAAUACGAAUCAGUUGACGGUGGUGCAUUUACAAAAACCGAAUACACGUCUGCAAGGACCUGAGAAAAUUAGUAAUAUGGAUCCACGCAUAUUUCAUGUGAUAAUACCAGGAACGUCAGAGCGUAAAUUAUCGCGUCAUCUAAUCGUAAACAGUAGCGCGGAUCUUUUUGUUAUAUGGACGAAAUCUUCUCAAAACGAAGUUUAUCCUUGGCGACCAACAAUACGUGAUCAAGAUAGGGCGAAUAUACAUGUUUUCAAAUUAAAGGGCAUGCAGAUAGAGUCCGUUUCAUAUUGUUGGUCUGAGAAUGAUCCGCUCUCAGUCGAUUUUCUACGCUCGGCCGAAAGUCAAAUUCUGACCGUAGAACAAAAGGUAUCUCGAAAAGGUGAAAUAUCAGCUGAAGUAUGUACCUAUGAAAUAAAUGCUGGUAAAAUGCAACGCGCCACAGUGACGUCAAUUGCGAUGGGAACGCAAAUAUGUUGUCACUCCUUUAGUCCAGAUCAAGAGAAACUAUUCUUGGGUUCAAUCGAUCGCAAAAUUUGUCUGCAUGAUCUGGUGCAGCAAGUUACCAAAGUCACAACACGUAUAGACAUCAUACCCACGCAAUGUGCAUGGCACUCGGAUAGUAGUAUUGUUAUGGUAGCUAAUGAGCGUGCGCAAUUUCAAUGUUUUGACCUCGCGCUCACGCCGGUCGGCAACCAAUUGCAAAGCGAAGAUGUCACGCCGCUGAAUUUAUUGGAUCUUUCACACUACUUCACCAUACAACCGACAUUGUUGCACAUUGCAUUUAGUCACAAGCCCGAUUUGACGCAACGCGCUUUACACUAUGGCCAAACCGAUUGUUUGCUCUUGUUGCACUUCGAACAAGGUCCGUUGGGUUGUUUGCGAUUCUUCGCUGGCGCUGGUAUGCGUGGUGACAUACACAAUUCAGGCCUGACCGCUGAUGUUUUGGUUGACAAAUAUUUAGCGCUGAAUCAACUGGAGAAAGCGGUGAAUUUGUUAAUGGCGAUCAACUGGGAAACCUACGGCGCCAUGUGUUUGAUAUCAUUACACAAAAUAGCUAAUUAUGUUUUCUUUCGUGGUGAGGCGAAACGCGCACGUGUAGAGCUGCUGGGAAAAGCACUGAAGACAUUCACCGAUGAACUCUCCGAAGAAACAAAAGACGAGUUUAGCGAUCAGGUGUUUGAUUUGAAAAGACGUUUUUUCUUCUAUCUGCUGCGAAAACAUAUGUAUGCAGAGGCCUUUGAAGUGGCUGAAGAUAUUGAGGAUUAUGAUCUUUUCAUGGAUUUAUUCAACGAGACCAAAUCGAAUGUAAACUUGUUAGAAUUCGCCGCCGCCGCUUUCAGUCAGGCAGCGACUAUACUGCAUGAAGAGGAGGGACACGUUGGUGCUGUGAACGGUGUUGCGAAUAACAAUUUAAGUACGAGUGCCGAUUAUCGCUCGGAAUCGGCGUGCUCACAAUCAACAUACUCCGACAUGCAGGUGGUGCAGCGCAGCAAGCUACAACAUAACAAAUAUACAAAAGAACAUUUAAAGAACUAUGUGCCACCAUUGCCAUCAUUCAAAUCGAAAGUAUUUAGUGCCGAAAUGAUAAAAAUUAAUAUUCCAAAACCCGAAUUGCGUACAGAGAGUACACAAGAUGCAAUACGUACACGUCCGCCGCCACCACCGCCACCUUUGCCGUCGUUGCGCAGCUUGAAACUCUUACAAAAUACCAACAACUCAACAGCUAUAAGCAGCACGCUUGCUGAGCUGUCUAUGAAAAGUGGCAGUGAUUUUAAUAAUACCGGCAUUGCGCUGACUGCUGCUCCAUCCGUCACACUUUUACCAUGGCAGCAGCAACUGCCAGCCGAUGUAAUGGCACCAAACAGUAUAAACCCACCCGCCGCCACAAUGCUGCCAAGACUUAACACCGCCGGCAGCAGUAGCAGCGCACACACACUGUUGCCCGUAAAUUCAACACACCAGCAAACCAUCACCGCCAAUUCAAAUGUGCUGCAUCAUGCUACACCGGCUGUGAUUGCUGAAAAUUCCUUGCCAUUGCAACAAAAACAUAUGCAACCGUUGCCACCAACCGCGCUUACGCCUACUUCGCUUGCUGCCGUAUCCGCGUUGCAAUCUGUUAAUUAUAAGCCAAAAUAUUAUCAACAUCCAUUAGUUUCGGGCACAAUACCACCAACUUUGGUUGUGAACACAAAUAGUGAGGAAUAUCAAAAGCGUUUGUUGCAAAAGAAGCCAACGGCGUCAAUACUAUCGAAUAGUUCAACACAACAACAUAACGGUGCUAAUUUAGUCAAUGGUGGCAGUGGUGCAACGUAUGCAAAUGGCUUGAAUAAAGAUUUGCAAAGUGGUGGCAAUGGUGUUGGAAAUGGUCGCAAUGCUGCAGGCGAGAAGAAUAAAGUGAAGUUCUCGGACACGGUGCAGGUCGCUGUAGUGCCGGAGAUCCCACGCAAAGAAAAACCACAAUUGCCGAAGCGUAAUGGUUAUUCGCGCCCCUUACCGCGUAACAUUACAAAUCCGAAGAAGGAAUUAGCGGAUAGCUUGCCGUUAUGUCAUCCACAUGAUGAAUAUUUAAAAGAUUUUAAUCCCUUAUCAGCAGCUGAUGAAUUACCUCGUCCGCCGGUAAGGUCCUCAAAUCGUGAUGAAACCUCAAAGUCACGCAAAUCGAAUAAUACAUCUCAGCCGUCUAUUAAAGUGGUGCACUUUGGUGUUGUCUAAGCAAGCACAUUUUGUUACAAAUUCUCGCUUUGAUGCUAACGGUGCUAUUCAGCCUUACUUUAAUAGAAGCUGUGCAGAUAAAACGUCCAUUUAUACUAUAUAUAUGUAUUUAGGUUUAAGCUCUACACUAUUUGUGCCUUCUUGUAAUAAUUUUUCUAAUUUUUCGUAUAUACUUUUGUUUUCAAAAAAUUUCGAUGUAAAAACUACAUUGCCGUCCAGUAGGGAAAGCUUUAAAUAGUACAUUCCAUUUAGGUAUUAAGCAGUGAAUUUAGUAUUUUUAUUCAUUUUAGUUUGUGUAAAUUAAGCGAUUGCUACAAAUAUAUGCAUGUACGUUGUACCCUCCGUGUACAAUUAAAACAAA
Messenger RNA from Bactrocera oleae (olive fruit fly), 4290 nucleotides. It is a transcript of the gene frtz, whose product is annotated as WD repeat-containing and planar cell polarity effector protein fritz. Gene Ontology annotation, molecular function: protein binding. Gene Ontology annotation, cellular component: axonemal basal plate. Gene Ontology annotation, biological process: establishment of protein localization; cilium organization; nervous system development. The record is from RefSeq and is a predicted model, not a curated record. Lineage: Eukaryota; Metazoa; Arthropoda; Insecta; Diptera; Tephritidae.